CAUCUCCUCAGUGGUCAGCAGAGCGCACACUUAAAAUGCUUUAUCUGUUUUCCUGGGGAGUUCAACUGUAGUCUGAGAACAUUUUGUCACUGCUUAUUAUUCGGUGUAGAGUUACACUAUUGUGUAUCUCGCCUGCUGUGGAAGCAGCAGUGAAAAAAACUGGCAUCAAAUUUAUCUCCCAGAGAGAGAGAGAGAGAGGAAAUAACAGUGAACGCAAAGUUCGCGUUCACCUGGAAGCCGCUCAAGGACCCAUGGGUGGUCCCCGGACCUCGCUUUGGAAAAUCUCCUUGCUGCCACAGCCUCCAACUCAGGCAGCUUAAACUUCAUGAAAAGAAAAAACUUUCCUGUCAGUGCCUCUACCGGACGAGGUGAGCCCCGGGUAGACUUUGAAGACUACCGCUGCGUAAAGGUGGAGCGGACCGAGCGUGGCGUGAAAAUACCGAGACAAACCCGCAGGUGUGUCGGAUGAAAGAACAGGAACCGAUUUGGCCCGCCGGAGCAGCUAGGACAAUAACUUUCUGUGAUGGAGUGGCGUGAGCAGUCCUCUGUCAGCUGCGACGAAGCCUACUUGGAGGCACAGAGGUGGAUUGAGGCAGUAACCAAGAAAAAAUUUGGGAGCAACGACUUCCGAUCAGCACUUGAGAAUGGCGUUCUGUUGUGCGAUCUGAUCAACAAGAUCAAGCCUGGUAUUAUCAAGAGGGUAAACAGGCUGCCCACACCUAUUGCUGGACUGGACAACCUUAACGUCUUCCUCAGGGCCUGCGGGAAGCUUGGACUAAAGGAAGCACAGCUCUUUCACCCCGGAGAUCUUCAGGACUUAUCCACAAGAGUCACAGUCAAGCAUCAAGAGACCAACAGGAGGCUGAAAAAUGUAUUGAUCACCAUUUACUGGCUUGGUAGAAGAGCUCAUUGUGACCGUUUCUAUGAUGGGCCUUACCUGAAUUUCAAGGCAUUUGAGGGAUUAUUGGGCACAGCACUGUACAAGGCUCUGCAGGAAUCGUCUAGUCAGAAAAGCAGCAACGUCAGAGACAGCGGCUUUGGAGAUAGCUGGUACUCUGAGCGAGAGGAGUUCUUCCAACUGAGAGGAGGAGGAGGAGGAGGUGGUGGAGGAGGAGGCGGUGGCAGCAACAGCAGCAGCGGACACAGGAGAGACGACUCCCUGGACAGUUUGGACUCUUUGGGCUCCCAACCUCACAGCAUCUCCUCUGACACCACUCUUAAAGGCAGCAGCGAGGGUUGUUGCAGCGACACUGAGGCAGAUUCUGUCUUCAGGAUGGCUGAGAACAGGGACGGUGUCACUUACCGCCGGUCGGUAGUCAUCACACCCAAGGCCACCGCCCAGUUUAACCAGUUUCUGCCCACUAAAGACAAACCCUCAGGCUACGUGCCUGCUCCAUUAAGGAAGAAACGGGCCGAACGCAAUGAGGACAGUCGGCGCAGCUGGGCCAACCCCAUGUACGCAGAGGAUGAAGGCACACUAACCAGAGAGCGCCAAACGCAAGAGAGUAUCGACGGGAGUAAAUCAACAAGUGAUAUCCAGGUCGACCCCGCCAUCAUCCGGCAGGCUCGCUACGAGGACCUGCAGAAGUACCGUGAGCAGAUAAAGGAGACUGAGGAUAAGUGGCAGGAUGACCUGAGCAAAUGGAAAAACCGGCGCAGGAGUGUCAACUCUGAUAUCGUGAAAAAGAAAGAGGAACGGGAGAAGAUAGAGCAGAUUACCUACGGGGGUAACAGAAGGUCCAAGACCUUCAAGGAAAUGCAAGAGGAGAGAGAAAAUAAAGGAAAAAGUAGCAUUGGCAGUCGUCUUGGAUCCCUCUCGUACCUGGACAACGACGACGACGUGUUUGAUAGACCCGUCAUUUCCCCUCGUACCAGAACCCUUCCUGCCAGGAGCUACACUAUUGACACUCCUUACUAUUCCUCGGAACCCUCUGAGCCUUCUCUGAAAGAGGACGAACCCCCUGCUGCUUCCCCAGCUACUGGCAGGGCCGCUUCCCCUCCCACCUCACAGGAAGUUGACAUCGUGGACAAUCCUGCAGGCAGCGGCGCCACGACCACCAUCACUCCCGCCAUCACUCCCGCCAGCUGCAGCUCCCAGUCUCCAGCAGCAGCUGCACCUUUACAGAGCAAUCAGGUCUCAGAGUACGCCACAACAGCCAAGACUGAGAAGACCACAACCACCGUGUCCUCUUCCAGAUCCCAGCAAAAGGUGCCCGAGCCAAGGCGCCCAUUGUCGGUCACACAGACUGAGGUGGAGGCCCCCUCGCCUGGUUUUCUGCACCAACAACAACCACAGCUCAGCUCAAUGGAACCCAAGCCUCCCGGGGUAUCUCGGGUUUCCGCCUCCCUCCCCAGGAGCUACCAGAGAUCGGAUAGCGCACGUCUAACCUCAGUUGUCACGCCACGGCCCUUCGGGACCCAGCCCUCCCGCAUCACCUCGCUUCCCCGAGCCUUUAUACCCGUACAGAUGGACGACUCUCAAAAGCGGGUCAACGGCAACAUCGAUUUUUCUAAGAAGUCGUCGGUGCCGAGCCGCUAUCACCAGUUCAUGACUUCCGAGGACGAGGCUCACUCCAGCUCAGCCCACAGCAGCGAAGAUGAGGAGGAGGAGGAGGAGGAGGAGGAGAAGGAGGAGAGGCAGGAGACUGCAGUAAAGAGCAUCUCAACUGUGCCUCCUUCGAUCAAGAGUGAAGCUCCAGUCAGUCUUGCUCCAGCCAAAGAAACCAGCCAGGAGAACUACUGCGAGAUGCGGAUCAACUUGAACCAGAAGCCCAACAGCAGCAGAGACUUUGGCUUCCAGGCAACCUGGGAUUCAACUGGAGUUCGAGUCACAUCCAUCCAGCCAGGCAGCCCAGCUGAGAUGUGCCAGCUCCAGGCCGGUGAUGAGGUACUGACAGUGAACAGGCACCAGGUGGCAGAAAUGAGCUACACAGACUGGAAGUCUCGCAUGGAGGAGGCUCUACAGGAGGGCAGUCUGGUCAUGGAUAUUCGCCGUCAUGGCCGGAACAACUGGGACAGAGAUCAACCUUCCCUGCCAUUUAAAAGCCAUAAGACCAUCAAUCUGACCAGUACGGAUCAUCCGAUACUUCUAGGUUCCCCCGACGCAAACACUGCAAACUCCAGCCUGGAUUUCACCUCACGCAUCUCCACGGAAACGCCGCCUUCCAAAGAGGCCCCCGGCAACCCAGUCAUCGAUGUGGCUUCAAACGGAGUUAAUGGAAGUUUCCGUCAAGAGCCAGUGACCAUGAGGAACAAAGAUUCAGAAACCAUAUCUUUGAAAAACUUAAAACGGAGAUCAGAGUUUUUUGAAAAAGGGGGAUCAGAGUCUGCGUUGCCAGAUAUACCUGUUCCUUCUAUCACUCCCUCCUCCAGCCGCUGGUCAUGGGACCCAGAGGAGGAGCGCAGAAGGCAAGAAAAAUGGCAGAAGGAACAGGAGCGCCUCCUACAGGAGAAAUAUAAGCGCGACCAGGAGAAACUGCAAGAGGAGUGGCUUAAGGCACAGCAGGACAUUGCCAAGAGCGCGGACCAACAAGAGCCUGGGAGCCUGGAGGUGAACAGCCACAGCAUCAGCCCACAAUCGCCCUUCAUUCCAGUCAACCAGCCCACUUCCACUCUGUGGGAAGAGGAAGAGAGAAAGAGGAAGGAGGAGCAGGAGCGCCAGAGGCAGGCAGAGGAGAAGAGGAAGAGGGAAGAGGAGGAGCGAGAGCUGCAGCGUCUCCAGGAGGAGAGGAAGAGGAAGGAAAGGCAGGAGGAGGAGGAGAGGAAGAGGAGGGAGGAGGAGGAGCUGAGGUGGCAGAGGAGGAGAGAGGAGGAGAGGGAGGAGGAGCGGAGGCGGCAGGAGGCUGCAGAGCAGCAGCGCAGAGAGCGGGAGAGAGCCUUCCAGCAGCAGCAGCAGCAGCAGUGGGCUGGUGGCUCCUAUGGCUUUGCCAAUGUCCAGCCUCCACUGUCCUUUACAGACAGGGCAAAAUCCAAAUCGUCUCCCCAGCUUGAUGAAGAGGAAAAACCCCAGAGGAAAGGUGUGUAUGUGCAGCCGGGGGGCAUGGCUCACUGGCUGCUGGAAGAGAAGUUGAGGAGCGCGCGUGACAAGGAGGCCCAGAGUCAGAGGGCCGCAUCAGAGCUGGAGAUGGAGAGGAGAAACAUCCUCAAUGCCAUGAGAUACAGAGAGCCAGAGAGAGUGACGGGCGGCGGAUUAGAUGAGAGGAAGGGUCAGCAGCCCCUGUCGCAGGCUGAGGUGGAGCGGCUGCAGAUCCUGAAUGAGAUGAAGAAGAAAACUCCGCUGCUGACGGACAGCAGCUGGAUUCGCCAGCGCUCCUCCAACCCCGCCGCCGGCAAGGAGAGUGACAUACCACCCAUGCGCAGAGGCGAGUCUCUUGACAACCUGGAUUCCUCCUACAACUCCUCAUGGCGCUCGUCAUGGACACCCCGAAGCAACUCUUAUGUCCAAAACUACACUCGGCCUCACUCUGCCCUCUCCGGCAGCACUUCCUUUCACGGUGGCGGUUCCGGGGCCCAGCGGCCCGCUUCCGCCAUUCUGCCCUCCUCCUACUCCAUGGGCUCCCUCCGAGGCGGGGCAGGAACCCCCUCGUCCCCCUGGUCCCGGCAGACUCCUUCCCCCUCACCCUCUUCUCCGUCGCCCACCACCUCUCCGGAGCCCACGUCUGAGGCGGGCGCCCCUCAGCAGCGGAGCAGGUCAGUGAGUGGCAAGAAAAUCUGUACAUUCUGUGACACCCCGCUGGGAAAGGGAGCGGCCAUGAUCAUCGAGUCCCUCGGGCUCUGUUAUCAUUUGGGCUGUUUUAAGUGCAUCGACUGUAAGUCUGACCUCGGAGGAUCGGAAGCCGGGGCUGAGGUCAGAAUACGAAACAAACAGCUCUACUGUAACUCCUGCUACAUGCGAUUCAAAACUGGCCAGCCAACCGCUAUGUGAUGUGACUGUGCUCCAGCAGAUUGAUGAAGAGACUACUUGUGACAACAACCCAUGAACAUUCAAGUGAACAUCGAAGCCAUCCUAAAAUAGCUGGAACUCUUGGCUUGGACAUACUCUCCAUUUAUGACUUUAGAAAACCCCAUUCAACUCAAUAAUGAGAAUCAUGUUUAUGUUUUUACAGUGUGUGAUUGAGAGGGUAAGCUUGCAAAAAAAAAAAGUUAUCUACUUUAAUGUGUUUCUAUCGUAUUAAGUAUUACAGAUGUACAAAGUAUAAGGGUCAUGCAUGCACCAGAGUUUUUAAACAUUUUAGCCAUGAAACUAGUCAAGCAAUAAACUGACUAUAAGAUUACAGAGGCAGAGCUUUCUUAUGGCCUUCACUGAGACAGAUUUUUAGAGAUAUUGAGAGGGAACCCCGCAGGAUCGUCUCCUCAUUUUUCACGCUUCUUCUGCUGAUUCUUGUGGUGUUAACAUGUUUGUCGACCAAGGUAUUCUUGUCAUGUGUAUGUGCCUUUUCAUUUGUACCAGGGAGAAGAAAUUAAGAUUAUUAGAAUUGUUUCAAAAAUAUAUUUAAAAAAAAGACUGUCUGUUUGGAUAGCUCUUGCCUGGAGUUACCACUGAUAGAUGGAGGAUUCCACACAGAAGCAGGUUUAUAUGUGAAGAGUAUAUAUAUAUAUAUAUAUCUAUACAUAUAUCCCAAUGAAUGGCAUUGAGGCAAAAAGUAACAUUUGUAAAUAAAAUGACUAAAUGCUCA
This is a messenger RNA of Lates calcarifer (barramundi perch), 5675 nucleotides long. It is a transcript of the gene lmo7a, whose product is annotated as LIM domain 7a. The transcript is spliced from 31 exons. NCBI's taxonomy places the organism in Eukaryota, Metazoa, Chordata, Actinopteri, Centropomidae. The record is from RefSeq and is a predicted model, not a curated record. Gene Ontology annotation, biological process: regulation of signaling; regulation of cell adhesion. Gene Ontology annotation, molecular function: protein binding. The coding region runs from base 524 to 4924 and encodes 1466 amino acids.